Acaulospora colombiana is the source of this 789-nucleotide messenger RNA. The record is from the annotation of a GenBank genome assembly. NCBI's taxonomy places the organism in Eukaryota, Fungi, Glomeromycota, Glomeromycetes, Diversisporales, Acaulosporaceae.
AUGGAUGCUAUCAAAGAUAAACCGGAGAGAACUCUGAGAUUAGUUUUUCUUCUUGCCGACACACCUAUUCCAGAAGUUGUUGAACGUUAUGGAGAUUACGGAAAACUCUUUUCGAGACUCUUGCAAAAAGCCAUUGAAAGUGGUCCAAACAAAAACUUAACGUUGAAAAUCCAAUCUUUUGAGGUUCAAAAGAUGGAGUUUCCGGAUAGGAAUGAAUUGUUGGAAACAGACGGGAUAAUUAUUUCCGGAUCUUCUGCCUCUGCGUAUGAUGAUAUUCCUUGGAUAAAUCGCCUUACAGAUUUCACAAAAUUUCUCAUUGAAAAUCAUCCCAAUGUCAAAAUAAUUGGAGUUUGUUUUGGACACCAAAUUAUUGCUAAAGCCAUGGGCGGAAAAGUGAUUAAAAAUCCUAUUGGCUGGGAGGUUGCAGUGACAGAAAUUUUACUGAACGAAGAUGGAAGAAAAUUCUUUAAUACUGAUAAAAAAUUCUUGGAUCAUGUCUGUCUCGUUCCUCCAGAUUUUACUAAUCUAGGAAGCACGGAGAUAUCUUCAAUACAAGGAAUGGUAAAAGGAAAUCAUGUUUUCACUAUUCAAGGUCACCCAGAAUUUGUUGGAGGCGUGGUCAAAGAAUUAGUUAAGCAUCGACAAAAGAAAGGUAUCUUUGACCCAGAAUUCUCCCAAAUGUGCCUGAAAGCUGCAGACCAAGACGAUGAUAGUUUAUUGAUUGGUCAGAAGUUUAUUGAAUUUUUAUUGGUAAAUAUUGGUUUUUUUGAAAGUAAAUGCGUGUCAUAA